AUGACGAUGAUCUAUACCUUUUUCUGGGUUCGAAUGAAUUCCAAGCAUGAUGAGGGGUAAGUGGGGGACUGUUUCCAACUCAUAAAGUGUCAUACACACGGAAUCAAAGCUACCAUCGUCUUCAUAUUCCGAACCUGUUCACCUUGCUCUCACCUUGCUCUCAAAAAGUCCGACUCAUGGCGCCAAUCAAACAAAUUGAGUAUUUUCGAGUACCACCAAGAUGGCUGUUCGUGAAGAUCACGGAUGUCAAUGGCAAUUUUGGAUGGGGCGAGGCAUCGCUUGAAGGCCAUUCGGAAGCGGUGGAGGGUGCUCUCGAUGCUUUUGUUGAACGAUUCGUGGGCAUGGAUGCAGAGUGA
Molecule: messenger RNA, 356 nt
Organism: Aspergillus melleus
Lineage: Eukaryota; Fungi; Ascomycota; Eurotiomycetes; Eurotiales; Aspergillaceae
Exons: 1
Coding region: 177-356 (59 amino acids)
Source: RefSeq, a predicted model, not a curated record